CCGGCUGCCCGGGCCGCGAACGCGGCCGAGCUGUCCGCGGGCGGACGGGCAGGAGCAGCCGGAGCGGCGAGCCCGGAGCCGCAGCUACCGCCGGCGGGGAAGGCCGCCCUCCCGUCGCCCGCCGACCGCGACCGCGACCCCGGCGGGACGAAGAUGCCGCUGCUCGCCCCGGCGCCGGCGCGGGUCCCCCGGCGCGGGCGCUCGCCGCCCUGGAGCGCCGCCUGGAUCUGCUGCUGGGCGCUCGCCGGCUGCCCGGCGGCCUGGGCCGGGGACCCGCGCUCCGCCGCCGGCCGCCCGCCGCCUCCGUGCCGGGAGAAAGAUUACCACUUUGAAUAUACCGAAUGUGACUCCAGUGGCUCCAGGUGGAGAGUUGCCAUUCCAAACUCUGCAGUGGACUGCUCUGGCCUGCCCGACCCAGUGAGAGGCAAAGAAUGCACUUUCUCCUGUGCUUCUGGAGAGUAUCUAGAAAUGAAGAACCAGGUAUGCAGUAAGUGUGGCGAAGGCACCUACUCGUUGGGCAGUGGCAUCAAAUUUGAUGAAUGGGAUGAAUUGCCAGCAGGAUUUUCCAACGUUGCAACGUUCAUGGACACUGUGGUGGGCCCUUCUGACAGCAGGCCAGAUGGCUGUAACAAUUCUUCUUGGAUCCCUCGUGGAAACUACAUAGAGUCUAAUCGUGAUGACUGCACGGUGUCUUUGAUCUAUGCCGUGCACCUUAAGAAGUCAGGUUAUGUCUUCUUUGAGUACCAGUAUGUGGACAACAACAUCUUCUUUGAGUUCUUCAUUCAAAACGAUCAGUGCCAGGAGAUGGACACCACCACUGACAAGUGGGUAAAACUCACAGACAAUGGAGAAUGGGGCUCCCAUUCUGUAAUGCUGAAAUCAGGCACAAACAUAUUGUACUGGAGAACUACAGGCAUCCUUAUGGGUUCCAAGGCGGUCAAACCUGUGUUGGUAAAAAAUAUCACAAUUGAAGGGGUGGCAUACACAUCAGAAUGCUUUCCGUGCAAGCCAGGCACAUUCAGCAACAAACCUGGUUCAUUCAACUGCCAACUAUGCCCCAGAAACACGUAUUCUGAGAAAGGAGCCAGAGAAUGCAUAAGGUGUAAAGAGGACUCCCAUUUUUCAGAGGAAGGAUCCAGCGAAUGUAUGGAGCGUCCUCCCUGUACCACUAAAGACUAUUUCCAGAUCCAUACUCCAUGUGAUGAAGGAAAGACUCAGAUAAUGUACAAAUGGAUAGAGCCCAAAAUCUGCCGGGAGGAUCUCACAGAUGCUAUUAGAUUGCCCCCUUCUGGAGAGAAGAAGGAUUGUCCACCUUGCAACCCAGGAUUUUAUAACAGUGGGUCAUCUUCUUGCCAUCCCUGCCCUCCUGGAACAUUUUCUGAUGGAACAAAAGAAUGCAGACCAUGUCCAGCAGGAACAGAACCUGCCCUUGGGUUUGAAUACAAAUGGUGGAAUGUUCUUCCUGGCAACAUGAAAACUUCCUGCUUCAAUGUAGGGAAUUCAAAGUGUGAUGGAAUGAAUGGUUGGGAGGUGGCUGGAGAUCAUAUUCAGAGUGGGGCUGGAGGUUCUGAUAAUGAUUACCUGAUCUUAAACUUGCAUAUCCCAGGAUUUAAACCUCCCACAUCUGUGACUGGAGCCACAGGUUCUGAACUAGGAAGAAUAACCUUUGUCUUUGAGACCCUCUGCUCAGCCGACUGUGUUCUGUACUUCAUGGUGGAUAUUAAUAGAAAAAGUACCAAUGUGGUGGAAUCAUGGGGUGGAACCAAAGAAAAACAAGCUUACACCCACAUCAUCUUCAAGAAUGCAACAUUUACAUUUACUUGGGCAUUUCAGAGAACUAAUCAGGGUCAAGAUAAUAGACGAUUCAUCAAUGACAUUGUGAAGAUGUAUUCUAUCACAGCCACUAAUGCGGUUGAUGGGGUGGCGUCCUCCUGCCGUGCCUGUGCCCUUGGUUCUGAACAGUCGGGCUCAUCGUGUGUCCCCUGCCCCCCAGGCUACUACAUUGAGAAGGAGACGAACCAGUGCAAGGAAUGUCCACCGGACACUUACCUGUCCAUACAUCAGGUCUAUGGCAAGGAGGCUUGUAUUCCAUGUGGGCCCGGGAGUAAAAGCACUCAGGACCACUCAGUGUGCUACAGUGACUGCUUUUUCUACCAUGAAAAAGAAAAUCAGAGUUUGCACUAUGACUUCAGCAACCUCAGCAGUGUGGGCUCGUUCAUGAAUGGCCCCAGCUUCACCUCUAAAGGAACAAAAUACUUCCAUUUCUUCAAUAUCAGUUUAUGUGGGCAUGAGGGGAAGAAGAUGGCUCUCUGUACCAACAAUAUAACAGACUUUACAAUAAAGGAAGUGGCCGCAGGAUCAGAUGAUUAUACGAAUUUGAUAGGAGCAUUCGUAUGCCAGUCAACUAUUAUUCCUUCUGAAAGUAAGGGUUUCCGAGCAGCCUUAUCAUCACAAUCCAUCAUUCUAGCAGACACAUUUUUAGGAGUGACAGUUGAAACCACAUUGCAAAAUAUAAAUAUAAAAGAAGAUAUGUUCUCAGUUUCACCAAGCCAAAUACCAGAUGUGCAUUUCUUUUAUAAGUCUUCCACAACUACAACAUCUUGUAUUAAUGGCCGAUCAACUGCUGUGAAAAUGAGGUGUAAUCCUGCUAAACCUGGAGCAGGAGUGAUUUCAGUCCCCAGCAAGUGCCCAGCAGGUACCUGUGAUGGGUGUGCAUUCUAUUUCCUGUGGGAAAGUGCUGAAGCUUGCCCUCUAUGCACAGAGCAUGAUUUCCAUGAGAUUGAGGGGGCUUGCAAGAGAGGAUUUCAGGAAACCUUAUAUGUGUGGAAUGAACCUAAAUGGUGCAUUAAAGGAAUUUCUUUGCCGGAGAAAAAGUUGUCAACCUGUGAAACAGUUGACUUUUGGCUAAAAGUGGGAGCAGGUGUGGGAGCUUUCACGGCUGUUUUGCUGGUGGCUCUGACUUGUUACUUCUGGAAAAAGAAUCAAAAACUGGAGUACAAAUAUUCCAAGUUAGUAAUGACAGCUAACUCUAAAGAGUGUGAACUCCCAGCUGCAGACAGUUGUGCUAUCAUGGAAGGAGAAGAUAAUGAAGAGGAAGUGGUAUAUUCCAAUAAACAGUCACUACUAGGAAAACUCAAAUCCUUGGCAACAAAGGAAAAAGAAGACCAUUUUGAAUCUGUUCAACUGAAAUCCUCAAGAUCCCCAAAUAUAUGAAGAGACAGUGCUGUAGUCUUCAGACUAAGAACAGAGAAACCUGCUCUAGUUUUACAGGACCAUAUUUUAGGGCCUGUCCUCACACCUGUCACUUUGGUGAUCUCACUGAGGUGGGCCGUGUAGCUGAAAAGGGAAGGAGGUUGAAACGUUUGAUUGCCUUAUCACAUGGUCAAGUACCUUGCCAAAAAAGGAAAACAUGAUUUGGGUCUCAACUGAAGAUGAAACUCAACUCAGGAAGAGAUUUAUCUGUAUAUACUCAUAACUGAAAACCAAGUUAAAGCUCACCAGUGCACUGCUGAUGCAUGCCACAUAAUUAAUGGGUAACUUUUAUUCUUCAUAAUGUCUAUGUAAACAAGUGUGCUUUGGAGGGCAGAUGUGAGCUUAUGCGCUGUGAUCCCAUUUAUGUUUUUUCUUUGUAUGUAUUUUGGGAAAGAUUGGAAAAUUUUCUUAAGGUAUGGUUAUAUUUCCCUUUAUUUAUUUUCUUGAGAGACUUUAAAACAGCUUUUAUAUUAAAAAUUAUGAGCAACCAAGACAAUAAAUUUUUCAUUUUUUUCCAUA
Messenger RNA from Nycticebus coucang (slow loris), 3771 nucleotides. RefSeq names its product endosome-lysosome associated apoptosis and autophagy regulator family member 2 (gene ELAPOR2). Gene Ontology annotation, biological process: positive regulation of BMP signaling pathway. Lineage: Eukaryota; Metazoa; Chordata; Mammalia; Primates; Lorisidae. The transcript has 22 exons. The record is from RefSeq and is a predicted model, not a curated record. Bases 154 to 3213 code for a protein of 1019 amino acids.